Pistacia vera is the source of this 663-nucleotide messenger RNA. RefSeq lists its product as uncharacterized. Gene Ontology annotation, cellular component: membrane. Lineage: Eukaryota; Viridiplantae; Streptophyta; Magnoliopsida; Sapindales; Anacardiaceae. Bases 1 to 663 code for a protein of 220 amino acids. Gene Ontology annotation, molecular function: metalloendopeptidase activity. Gene Ontology annotation, biological process: CAAX-box protein processing. The record is from RefSeq and is a predicted model, not a curated record. The transcript is spliced from 3 exons.
AUGGCUAUGUAUAUGUUUAAUUUACAUAUUCCUUUGGGUUAUGGAGGCAUGUCUGUUGCUGCGUAUGCAUUGAAUCAACCUGUUCUUGAGCCACAGACUCAAGCACUUUCCUUGCUUGUUUUCCAGAUCUUAGAACUCAGUGGAGCUCUGUUUCUACUAAGCAGGACCAUUAAGCCGCAGCAUGACCUUUUAACUUUGUUCAAAGCUAAAAAGUUAUCAGAAGAGAGGAACUGGUUGCUGGCAUCUGCACUGGGUCUUGGGUUUCUUAUUUUGUUGGUUUUCUCUACGUUGCUCAUUGCUGACAGAUUAUUUGGGGCAAAGGCUGCCAGCAAUUCCAUAAUGAAGGAGAUACUUCUAAGCAGCAACAUAUCGAAAACUGCGAGUGUCCUUGUUAAUUGCAUCAUCGCUCCCUUAACUGAAGAAGCUGUUUAUAGAGGGUUUUUAUUGACGUCUCUUGCCGCCACACUAAACUGGCAAAAGGCAGUUGUCAUAAGCUCAGCCAUCUUCAGUGCAGCUCACUUUUCAGUCCACAAUUUUCUACAAUUAUUUAUCAUUGGGUGUGUGUUAGGAUGCUCUUAUUGUUGGUCUGGCAACUUACGUUCUUCCAUUGUUAUACAUUCCCUGUACAACACCUUGAUACUAUUGAUGACAAUUUUGUCUUGA